Saccostrea cuccullata (small rock oyster) is the source of this 3426-nucleotide messenger RNA. Its product is annotated as patched domain-containing protein 3-like. The record is from RefSeq and is a predicted model, not a curated record. Gene Ontology annotation, cellular component: membrane. NCBI's taxonomy places the organism in Eukaryota, Metazoa, Mollusca, Bivalvia, Ostreida, Ostreidae. The transcript is spliced from 4 exons. Bases 60 to 2795 code for a protein of 911 amino acids.
AAUACUUUUGAAUAAACAAGACCGUAAAAAAUACAUCAAUAUCAAAAUCGAAUUAAAAGAUGAAUGCCGAGAAGAAAACCUGUAAACAGUGUGUUUCGCAGUAUGAAGAAGCAAUACAGAAUGUUUUCGCAAAACUGGGUGUUGUUUUGGCAAAUCAUCCUGUCAAAUGUAUAAUAUACUGUGCUAUUAUAAACUUAUUAUUUACAAUCGGUUUUAUCAACCUCAAAUUCCAAAAUGAUGUUGAAAUGUUGUAUACACCUGAAAAAAGCAAGUCUUUACAUGAUAGAGCUUACAUAGAGGAUCUAUUCACAGACCCUACUGGCCAAAACUUUUUGCCCUAUCAAUUGACAAGAGUUGGAUUAUAUGGAGAAAUUUUAAUCAUGUCUAAAAACAAAUCAAGCAUAAUGGAACAGAAAUAUCUCGAUGAGAUAAAUCAGAUAGAUGAGUUUAUAAGAUCAUCUAUAGUUGUCCAGGGUUCAAAUAGUUCUUCGUAUAAAUACACAGAUCUGUGCGCUGUGGGACCCCAUGGAUGCGGAAUGGUUGGCGACAUCAUAUUAUCCCCUUUUUUCCAGUCAGAUUUUAUAACACGAAAUGUAUCAUAUCCUUAUUAUAGAAAUAUUUCAAUCUCUUCAAUGUUUGCUAAUGUCGUUUCACAAAACGGAACUUUACGAUUUACCAAUGGUUUAAGAUUACGUUACUACCUGAGACGAAACACGACUAACUCUGAAACAUUAUCUAAACUUUGGGAAAGGCGAUUUGUUGAUGAAUUAAGAGAUCUUAAAACAAAUUAUACUUCUCUUGCAUUUUCUUACUCUGAUUCCUUAAGCAGCGAAUUAGACUCUAUUACCGAAAGUGCAACCGUAUUUUUUUCAUUAACUUUGAUACUGAUGAUGGUUUAUGCCUCCAUAUCCGCAGCGCCCUUCAAUUGUAACAAUGUUGCUAACAGAAUGAAUCUUGGAUUUGCUGGUAUUUUAGCAGCUUUGUUGGCGAUUACGGCCUCAUUUGGAUUAGUGUCUGGAACUGGAUUUGAAGUAACAACUGUUGUAGGGGUCGUGCCUUUUCUUGUCAUCGGUAUUGGUAUUGACGAUAUGUUUAUACUUUUGUCUGGAAUGGCGGAAGCUCCACCACUGACGACGGCAACAGUCGAAGAAAGGAUGGUGUAUAUGUUGAAGAAAAGUGGAAUAGCAAUAACCAUUACUUCGAUAACUGAUAUUUUGGCAUUUAUGAUUGGAGCAUCUUCGGUUUUUAUGAGCAUUAGGAUAUUCUGCAUUUACACAGGAGUUGCAGUCUUUUUCUGCUUCAUUGACCAAUUAUUUUUUCUCUGCCCGGCCAUUGCAAUAAACGAAAUACGAACGGAGAAGAACAGACACUUUUGCUUUUGUAGCAUCGAGGUACAACCAAAGGAUGAAUAUGAAAAGGAAUCAAAAUCAGAAUGUUACAUACAAUGUUUUGCUGGUCACCGUCCACAACAAAAAGAUGAUGUUGAGAGUCCAAUGGAGAAAUAUCCAAAGCGGCUUAUGUACCUAAUCCUACAUUAUAGAAUAGGAAAAACCUUUGUUUUGAUGAUUUACUUAGUCUAUCUUAUUUGUUCCAUAUAUGGUACAAUACAUUUAGGACAAGGUUUGCUAAUGUAUAAACUUGUCCCUGAGGAUUCCUACUAUCGAAAAUACAGCAUUUGGGAUGAGAAUUAUUUCAAAAGAGAACCUAUUGUAACAAUCUGCAUUCCUGAAAAUCAGCAAUAUCAUUUACAAGCCACCCAAACUCGUAUACAAUCUUUACUACAAACCAUAAAACAAGAAGUGUAUUUUGACAACAAUUUUGAAAUUAAUUGGCUUGAUUCAUACAUCAGAAAGUCUGAUUUUCACAACUCAUCCUCAGAAGAGGCUUUUAAUAAUGGCUUAAAUAAGUUUUUGCAAUCAGGCAGUGGAAAUUCGUUUCAAAAUGACAUCGCUUUUCACAAAAAUAAAAGCUUUAUAAGGUCAUCGAAAAUGUACGUUAAGUCUUUGAGUUUGACAACAUCUGAGGAAAAGGGUGAUUUUUUGUUACGAAUAAGACAAAUAGAAAAAGCUGCAACCUUUCCUGUUCUAAUUUUUAGUCCUCUUUUUGUUCUUUACGAGCAAUAUAUACAAAUUUUACCAACCACUCUGCAAACAGUUGGGAUCGCUUUAACUGUAAUUCUUUUCGUUAAGUUUUUCUUUAUACCCAAUUUACUUUUAGUAGGUGUGGUAGCCCUUACUCUUCUGAGCAUUCUUGUUGGAAUAUUUGGGUUUAUGCACUUUUGGGACCUGACUUUAAAUUCAAUGACCAUGAUACAUUUGGUAAUGAGUGUUGGUUUUUCGGUAGAUUUUAGCGUUCAUAUUUGCCACGCAUUUGUGACUAUUGACAUCCUAGAUAGGGAUUUAGUUCUUCAAAAGGCUUUAGAUACAACAGGCGGACCAAUCUUUAAUGCUGCAUUUUCCUCAUUGCUUGGAAUAUGUAUUUUAGCUCUUUCUGAGAACUAUAUUUUCCUGUCUUUUGGAAAAGUAAUGUUCCUUGUUAUAGGAUUAGGUUUGCUUCACGCCUGUUUAUUUUUACCUCUUUUGCUCUAUUUUCUUUUGCCGUGUUUUUCAAAAAAUAUAAACUGCAUUGAACCAGAAGAGAACAUGAACGGCUGUAAAAAUGAUGAGCAACCUUAUACAAUAUGCACUCCGGAUAUGGAGAUGAGAUUGCCUGAAAUAGCUAGCAGCAAUGACGGUAAUAAAUCAGACUUUGUAGGUAAGCCAUCCCAAGAUAAAAAGGUUUGUUCAAAAACAUAAAAAUGUUGCCUACAUUUGAAAACAUUUUUAGAAGGAAAUGAUUAAAUGGAUUUUGAAAAGAAAAAAGUCAUCAAAAAUUGUUAUUUUUGUGAGUUUGGUUGAUCUAAGCUGUAGUGCGGAUUUUUCUCCAUGUAAAAAAAGUUUGUCUUCUAGUUAACCAGAGUAAAAAUGUAAUGUGAUUUCAAUAUUGUUCGACUGAGCUAUGUCUGAACCCUACAUCAAUGACAUUCAAAUUAAUGAGAUUUGAGAUUUAUAACUUUACGGAGGUUUCGUUUGUUUUAUUGGGUAUGUAUAUGAGUUUUUUAGUGUCAAAUAGCAAAACAGAGGAUUUUAGUUUCAAUAUAUUUUAAGUAUACACCAGGGGCUUUUUAGGUCACCUGAGUAAACUCAUGCUUGAAAAAUAAAAGUGUUUCAAGUUUUUUUUUUAAUCAAGACCCCAACUGGUGUAUAUAAAUACAAGUAAUACAACAAAAUUAUAACAAAUCAGCAUGAAUGCAUGAAUGAGUGGUACUAAUGUUAAUUACUAAAUACAUGUAUAGUUCAAAACUUCAAACUAUAGAAGGCCCCUGUUUAUAUAGAAUAAAUCUAUAUGUUGUGAAACAUAUGUUAUACAGUUGUUUUGUUAUAAAUC